ACGGUCUCGCCCACUCUUUGAUGAAAAUCAUUCCACUACGUCAAGUCGUCCCGUCCGCUCUGUGAAGAUGUCUGCGACGGGUUCAGGCGGCUGUGGACCGGGACCCGGACCCACCUCGGGCACCGGGUCCGGGGCUUCCAACCCCCGAAAGUUCAGCGAGAAGAUAGCGCUGCACACCCAGCGGCAGGCCGAGGAGACCGCCGCCUUCCAGGAGGUGAUGAUGGACAUCACCUCGACCAGGCUCCAGGCUCAGAAGCUCCGUCUUGCCAGGAGUCAGGGUCCGUACUACGGCGGCUCGUUACCCAACGUCAACCAGAUCGGCAGGAGCCCGCAGGACUUUCAGGGUUCCUUCCCUUCCACUCUGGAGUCCAACCGGUCGACGCGGCAUCACGGCCUGGUGGAACGAGUCCAGAGAGAUCGUCGUUUCAUCUCCCCGGUCCGACCGUACCGCAACCGACAAGUGGACAGCUCGCCAUAUAACUCCGCCUACUUGUCCCCGCCGCCCGACCCCAGCUGGAGAAGGAAUUGGCCUGGAAACUUCCCCGGGGAUAAAAGCCAGUCGUUUCAUCUCCCCACCACUGCACUCAACAGAACCAACUCUGACUCAGCCCUCCACACCAGCGUAAUGAACCCUCCCACAGGAGACCCCUUUCUCACGGGAGGCCACACCCUCACCCCCCAGAGCACCAGGCGCACAGGUCAGACUGAUGGAGAAGGCAGAAGAAUGUUUCCUUACCCGGUUCCUCCAAUUGAAGAGAACAUGUUGGACGAAGGGAAACUGCUCAAACCCUGGGACACCAAGAAGUUACCUCUGUUGACGUCCCGACCCAAGUCCUGUGAAGUCCCGGGUAUCAAUAUCUUUACAUCCCCGGAGCAGCCGUCCAUUCCCACUCACGGUGUCCCCUCGGCUCUCAACACUGGUGGCUCACUGCCCGACCUGUCCAGCCUCCACUUUCCCUCCCCACUGCCCACUCCGCUGGACCAGGACGAGCCUGGUUACCUAGGAUCCUCCUCUCUGAGCGGUGGGAGCAGCACUGGUAACCUGGCCUCCACUCUGACCCAGCUGGGUAUCAACGCUGCCAACGUACCAGGAGGCAACAGCAACUACCAUCACCACUCACAAGGUCUCCUGGCGUCUCUACAGAGCACGCUCAGUAACCCCUCCCUGCAGUCGUCGCUAAGCAACCCCAACAUCCAGUCGUCCCUCAGCAGCCACUCCUUUUCCAACUCUCUGAGCUCCGCCUCCCUGCACUCGUCACUCAGCAAUCCCUCGCUACAGUCGUCCCUAAGCUCCUCCCCCUCUCUGCCGUCCUCCCUCAGCAGCCAGUCGCUGCACUCCUCCCUCAGUAACUCCUCCCUCCAGUCGGUGUCCAGCGGUAACCCCAACUACAGCGGUGGCGGCGGUGGCAUGGGCGGCUCCGGCUCCUCCUCUUCCUCCUCCUACUCGCCGAUGCUCAGCGGCCAGGGUCAGACAUCGCUCAGCACGUCGCCGCGGAGACGAGCCCAGCUGUCGCCGCUCAUCCUGCCCAUGGGAGGGGAGUCGAGGAGGCAUCACUCCAAACAGUUCUCCCCCACCAUCUCCCCCACCCUGUCCUCCAUCACACAGGGCGUCCCACUUGACACCAGCAAACUGCCUCUGGACCAGAGGCUUCCUCCGUACCCGCUCAGUCAGUCCCACCAGCACCAGCCAGGCUCGCACCAGCCUCUCCCCAGUCUGCCAGGCUCGCAGCCUGGACAGCAGCCUCCUGCGCUGGCUCAGCACCACCACCAGCAGAUGCACCGCCUCCAGCAGACGCGACCCAACGCCCAGCAGCAGCAGCAGCAACCCAUGCAGCAGCUGCACCUGCAGAACCUGCGCAACCAGCACAUGCAUCAGCACUUUGGAACGAAGCAGAUGGGACAGCAGAUGAACAUGACCAACACACCGUUGAUCAAGAACGAGAAUGCGCUGGAUCAGUGUGUCCAGAGCUCCUCGAUGUCGUCGCAGUGUCACGUCAAACAGGAAGCAGAGCAGCAGCAGCAGCAGCAGCAGCAGCAACAGCAGCAGCAACAGCAACAGCAACAGCAACAGCAGCAGCAGCAUCAGCAGCAGCAUCAGCAGCAGCAGCAGAGAGUCAGUGGCCUCCCGCAGCUCCAGCAGAUCAGCCACAGCCUCGCCACUGACCUCUACAACGACGCUUUGUUCAGCUCUCUGCUUGACGACCCGUACCUGAGUCUGCAGCUCUCCAGCAAAUCCAGCAACCAGCAGUUCACGGCUGAGAACCAGGGCGACGGUUUGUCUCUGAACCACGGCGGCGUGAGCCGCGGCAACGCCGACAAGAACCAGUUCCCCUCCAACACCCAGGGCACCAUGGGCCUGCAGGACCACGGCGACCAGCAGCUCCUCAACAACCAGAACCAGAACUACAGCGGAGACGGACGACACAAUGUCCCCAACAUCAUCCUCACAGGAGAUUCACCUCCAGGUCUGUCCAAAGAGAUCGCCAGCGCUCUGUCCCACGUCCCCGGCUUCGAGAUGGACCCGUUCUCCCUGGACGACCCGCUCAGGAUGGACCACCUCGCUCUGGACAUGCUUGAAGGUGACCUGAUGCUCGCCGACCCGGCCGUGGAGGACUCUUUCCGAUCCGACCGGUUAAAGUGACCCCUCCUGGCCCCGCCACCGCCGCACCCGUACGCUUCAACGCUCCGCAGAGCGAGGUUUGGACACCACGGACGAAAUCUCUCUGACGAAGUCUCGGAGAAACGGACGCCAAGGUUUUCAGUGGUGGAUUGAACUGAUGGAGGCGGAGCUUUUCCAUCGAAGGCGGAGCUUUUCCAUCGAAGGCACUUAAACUGAAAACGCUCUCGCAAUGCUUGAAAAACCAAGUCGCUUCUCUUUCCUUCUCUCUCUCUGUUUUUCGGCAUUAGCUUGUACGAGUCUCGUCUGCACGUUAACGAAAAAAAAUAAUGCAAAAGACUGAACUGUGUGUGUGUGUGUGUGUGUGUGCGUGCGUGUGUGAAUAAACAGGUUUACGUCGCUCCACCCCCCCGGCGGCCAUGUUGGCCGUCGCAUUACACGGGAAAGAAGAUUGGUUUGGACAAAUUCACCCGCCCUCUGAACCCCACCCCCCUCCCCAGAAAAACUGCCAUUCUACGUCAGACAUGGCCGGCACCGUGGCGUCCAGCGCGUCCUCCGUGUCCUCAGCGUCCAUGUCCUCUGCUUUAAUCGCCACUUUGACAGGAAGUCAGCCAUGAUUAUAGAUUUCUAUAUUUAAGAUAAAUAUAAAUAUAUGUGAUGUCACACAACAGUGGCCUGGAAGAGUCUGCGAUAUUUUUUUUUUCCGACCAGAAAAGAUGUCACGUGACACAAUGAUGUCAUCGAAGCAGCUUUAAGAACAACACUGUGAUCACAGCGUCGUUUU
Molecule: messenger RNA, 3401 nt
Organism: Solea senegalensis (Senegalese sole)
Lineage: Eukaryota; Metazoa; Chordata; Actinopteri; Pleuronectiformes; Soleidae
Product: CREB-regulated transcription coactivator 2-like
Exons: 17
Coding region: 68-2641 (857 amino acids)
Biological process (GO): protein homotetramerization; positive regulation of transcription by RNA polymerase II
Cellular component (GO): cytoplasm; nucleus
Molecular function (GO): cAMP response element binding protein binding
Source: RefSeq, a predicted model, not a curated record